Molecule: messenger RNA, 567 nt
Organism: Didymodactylos carnosus
Lineage: Eukaryota; Metazoa; Rotifera; Eurotatoria; Philodinida; Philodinidae
Source: the annotation of a GenBank genome assembly
AUGGCUAAUGUUGGUCGUACAUUAUCUUUAUUCCGUUUGAGUUCACGAGGUAGCAUUUAUGUACCUCGUUUCUAUGCUGGUUCGACUACAUCAGGAGCAUCUACAACUGGUGGUAGUACGGCAUCAAAACAAACGAGUUCAACAAUAGGAAGUAAAUCAACCAGUGGUAGUCCUCCAAGUGAUUUGCCAUCGAGUUCAAGAACUGGUGAUGGAACAAAUCCAAUAAAGCAAACAGAAACUACAAAAUCUGGUAGAGAUCAUGGAACAAUACCCGAUCCUUUGAAAGAUCGAACGACUGGUUCAAAAUCAACGAGUGGUCAAAGUCCUGAUGCCGCAACUGGAUCUUCAUUAACGCUAAAAUUACUCGGGGCUGCAGCUGUAGCUGCAGUGGCAUAUUUUGGUUAUACAAAAUUUAUGACUGAUCCAAAAGUAAAAGAGAAUCUCGAAUAUGCGAAGCAUAAAGCAAGUGAGAAAGUGGAUCAAGUACACGAUAAAGUUAAUCAAGCACAGGAUAAAGUUAAUCAAAAAAUAGAUCAGGCCAAGCAUGAAAUUGAAAAGCGUAAAUGA